UCUUUCGUUCUAAGUGAUUUUUAUAACAAUUCAACAAUCAUCAUGAAAUACGCGGUUGUCUUCGCUAUUGUAGCAUUAGCUACCAUUGUUUACGCUUUACCUAAGCCAGACGAUGAUAAAUAUACAACGAAAUACGAUAAUAUUGAUAUCGAUUCAAUUCUAUCGAAUGAACGAUUAUUGAAGAACUAUAUUGAUUGUAUUCAAAACAAAGGAAAAUUACAUUUGAAAGAUGCUAUCCAAAAUUGUUGUGAAAAAUGUUCCGAUAAGCAAAAGGAAGGCGUUAUGAAAGUAUUCAAAGUUUUCAGUGAAAAGAAACCUGAAGUUAUGAAACAAUUACAAGAAGAACAUGAUCCAACUGGCGAAUAUGAAAAACUUUGCCGUGAAAAGUAUCCUGAUGUAAAAAUUUUUUAAAUAAUUAAAUAAAAAUUAUUUAGAUUUAAGUUAUACCAACAAAAAAAAAGUUCCAAAAAUAAUUUGUAUAAAAGUGAUAAUUUCUAAUA
Molecule: messenger RNA, 500 nt
Organism: Chrysoperla carnea
Lineage: Eukaryota; Metazoa; Arthropoda; Insecta; Neuroptera; Chrysopidae
Product: ejaculatory bulb-specific protein 3-like
Exons: 2
Coding region: 43-411 (122 amino acids)
Source: RefSeq, a predicted model, not a curated record